Messenger RNA from Brassica oleracea var. oleracea, 792 nucleotides. RefSeq lists its product as uncharacterized. The record is from RefSeq and is a predicted model, not a curated record. The transcript has 2 exons. NCBI's taxonomy places the organism in Eukaryota, Viridiplantae, Streptophyta, Magnoliopsida, Brassicales, Brassicaceae. The coding region runs from base 1 to 792 and encodes 263 amino acids.
AUGGCUGAAAAGACAUUGAUAGAGUUGGUGAUUAGACAAAAGGUACAUUCUGGUAAUGAAAUUAGGAUCUGGGAAGAUCUUUGGAUCCCAACGAUGCCGGCAAGACCAGCUAGGCUAAUUGCACCGGUGGUUCACCCAAUGUUGCCAGUAAGUGACCUGAUGAUUGGGAACCCGAAGAGAUGGAAUACUCAGAUGCUGGAAAACUAUGUUUAUCAGGAUGACAUCCCAUUGAUCCAAUCUCUGGCCAUAAGCCAGGAUUAUCAUAGAGAUGGAUAUUGCUGGAGCUAUACGAAGAAUGGAAUGUACACUGUCAAAUCAGAUGAUGAAACUAUAAAUCAUGCCAUCUUCGAAUGCCCUCCAGCCCUACAGACUUGGGCACACGCGAAAACACCAACACCGCCAACACUAUUCCCAAGUGGAAGCCACUUCACAAAUAUAGAUUGCCUCUUAUGGCGAAAGAAUGAUAUUGAAGAUUCAGAAUUGGACAAGGACCCAUAUCCUUGGAUCAUAUGGUACUUCUGGAAAGCGAGGAACAAUAAACUAUUUAGAGGGAUAGACAGAGACCCUUUGGAAACUGUUAGACACGCGAAAUCAGAAUGUCAUGCCUGGUUUGAAGCAAAUCAUAGACCAGAAGGAAUGGUGGAAGCACAAAACCCAGAACGGGCUCUAAUCUCAGAGAGAUGCAUGAUAGAUGGAUCUUGGACACAUAACGCACUCUUUAGUGGCUAUCGGUGGACAUGGAUAAACCCAAGAGGAGCGACGCAACUUUUGGGAGCAAGGAAUCAACACUGA